AAAAUUCUAACCCUAACUGAUUAUUUAUCUAACAAUCUACCUUUACCUUGUAAUUCUAAUGUAUUCCCUUAUUCCCUCAUACUCCUUAUAAUCAAUGGUUUUUUAAUCAAUGUAGUAGUUUAAAGUUUUUUUAAAUACAACCCACCAGGAUCGUCACCAGUUUUAUACUGUACACACAACAACAUUGUGAUAUGAGGAAAAGAGGUGAAGAAAACCCUUUACAAAAACAUUGCGUUACAGAGAAAUAGCCAAUUUAUAACGUAGCGAUGUUUGUCAAUCAGCUACAGCUGCCCUAAAGAACGAUGGAGCAACCGGAGUCCCGCAAGUCGAGCAAAGACAGCAGCAUAAAGGACCUGGGCACGUCCCAAACCAGCCUGAAGAGCCUGAAGAGCGUGGACAAAUCGAGCGCCAGCGGUAACGUAAAACCAGACAAAAACUCCAUUCAGUUCAAGCCCGAGCAAGACGGUGACAAUCAGAAACUACACGAUGCUUCGCUGAAAGUGCCUAACAAAAUCAUAGCCAAUUGGAGGUCAGCUUGUGAUAAAACCAAAGACAAAACGAAAGAUUUGCUGAAACGUUGGCGGACGUUGUCCGAAAUCGAAGCUGAAACCAUCAAGAAACCCGAGGAUAUUGAGAAGUCUGAUAGCCAAUCGGAGAGCUGCGGCUGGAGCGUGCAUGUAUGGACUACUUGGGUGGACAGAUUCAGCGUGGAUUCGGCCGAGAAUGCGGACACCUACACCGGCUACGAAUUGAGCGUGAUACAGAGCAACAAGUUCUCGCAUUUUUUUUCCUGUCUGCUGGACCACGAUCAGGACAAUCUCAUUAGCGAGGACGACUUCGAAAGCCUGAUGGAGAGAUUGCGACAUUUCGCAGAUUGGUCGUUAAGCUCAUCGGAAUUUAAUAUACUUAGGGAAAUUGAGAGAGGUUUCAUUGAUACAUUUUUGACUAACAUAUCUCAUGAAAAAUUAGGUUUUACGGUGAAUAAUUUAACGUAUAUUACUAAAGACGGUUGGUUGAGGAAGUGGUCCGAGAUGCUGGAGGGAGCUAAAAAUCUGAACGAUUUUCCCAUAUUUCUUCAAUAUUUCGUAAAAGUUCUUUUUCAAGUUAUUAACAGAAGCGGAACUGGAAUAAUUACUCGCGACGAGCUCAGUUCGUUUUAUUCCUCUGUUCUUGGGUUAGAUGCUGUGAAAGUAGGACAAAUACUCGAUCACGCCUAUCGAGCAAUGACUUCAAACGGCGACCAUCCUUUGCAUUUCAAGUCGUACAGGUUGUGUUUCGCUAAUUACCUACUUGGUAGAAAUCCGAACGGACCAGGCCAUUUUCUAUUAGGCGCCCCUUUAACGACGCUAUCUUCGAUAAUGUUUCCUAUAGAUUAUUCAGCUCUAAAUACACAGCCGGAGGAUCUUGAACAAUAUGCUCCUGAUCAGAAAACGAACAGACGGAGUGUUAUUGUUUGAUAGUAUAUUUUACUUCAUCUGUACAUAUUUUAUAUUUUUGUAGUCUGAUUUGUUUUAACUCAUCGGUGGCCUAUUAAGUACAUUGAAAAUCACUUCACUAUUGUGCACACUAAGGGUCUUUUUGAUUGAGAUGUUGACUGAACCGCUUUCUGAAAACAAUAAGAAUGAUUUUAGAAGUGAAGUUGAAUCGAUGAAAAGUGUAUUUGUUAAACAGCUUCUGUUCUUCGUUUUAGAGAACACUCACACGCAAGUGCACCUUUCUGAAUAAUAAUUCUAAAUAGUAUGUGAUACUAACUACUAAAAAUGUUUUUAUUCAUGUUUGUUUGAUGUUUUUUAAAGCUUCGUAAUGACCUGAAGAUUUGCUAAUGCCGGUCGCAUUGGGGAAUUUUUAGCGAAUUGGGAAAGUUAGUUGAUUUACAGAACUGUGAACCAGAAAUGUGAUAAAAGUACCUCAUAUAAAAGUAGCAUCUUUGUAACAUUACGAAAUCUUGUGGUUUAUGGUUCUGUGAUAAUUUCAAAGAGGUAUUGCUUGAGAAGUACAGAUGUUCACGAAGUUUUACAUAAUCUUUUUUUAAUUAACAUUAUUGAUUCACACCAAACUCAUUGGCCUAAUUUAUAAGGCUAUAUUUAUCCACAAUAGACAUAUUCAGUAUCUUUACAAACAUGUAUUGAAGCUUUUUUUAUAUAAUAACCGCAUUUUCUUCCGUUUAAUUUGCUGUUAGAUCUAUUACAAAAUCGCAAGGCGUACGUCAAUUAGUUUUUGUAGUUAUUAGAACUUAAAAUCUAUAAUGCAGUACCUCGUUUUCCAGUAGUGGCUUAUAGGUCUGAAAUCCAAUCAUUUUAGGGAAUAUUUAUAGCAAUAACUAUUGAAUAAAAAUGCUCAAAAUUGUAGUAAUGAAACUAAUAAUCAUUUAUUUUAAACAAUUAUUGAUUAUACAUUACCUACUCAUAAUCUCAAAUAGACCAAAUUAAACAAAUAAGUAACUAGUGAAAUAUUUCUGGUAGAGUAGAAUUCUCAAAAAAAAGCAAUUUUAUCACUUGCAUAGAAUGGCAAUACAAGCAUUUUUGAAAUGCUGCACUCAAGAGAUUGCAAUGUAAUAAAUAAGUUUACACUCAUAAAUUACUAGAAGUUAAUAGCAUACCUAUAACCAUGAUAAUUACUUAAAUAUUUGAUCUGUAAGAACCUUUGUGAAUUUAGUUCGGCAUAUCAUUUUAAAUUAGCGUUAGUACUGUAACUUCUAACACCAGCAAAUGCUUCUUACUUCAAUAAAAAAGAGGGCACAAUUGUUUAUAUUGAUUAAAUAUAUACUGAUAUAUUAUUAUUAUGAAUAAGCACAAAUAAACAAUGUUACAAAAAAAGCACAGCCUUUAUUUCUUAUUAAAAUUUAAC
Messenger RNA from Phyllotreta striolata, 2847 nucleotides. The record is from the annotation of a GenBank genome assembly. NCBI's taxonomy places the organism in Eukaryota, Metazoa, Arthropoda, Insecta, Coleoptera, Chrysomelidae.